AUGGCGGCCAGGCUUUCCCGAAGCCUGCCACAGGUCAACCGCCGUGUUUUCGCUGGAUUAUCUUCCUGCGCGAUACCUCGCAUUGCGACCACCAGUGCCCGUGCUGGCUUGGUGGCACAUCGCAAUCCCUGGAACCUCGCACCCUGGACCUGCCGCGUAAUACAGGCCAGUAUCGCGCGAAUAUUCCCAUACAGAUUCCGGCUCAUCGGUCAAACCAAAUGCUUCCAUUCAGGAUGUUACCGCUUACAAAGGAUCGAGCAUCACGGAGAAACAUUGGAUGAGUCAGGACGUAACAUGGACACCUUGAUUGAACUGCAAGCUAUCUUACAUUUUAUGGAGUUCAUAACGCAUGGUAUUCUACCAAACGGAAAAAAGACCGAUUUAGCUUUACUCAAUCCAGAUGAAUUCCCACUGUUCAUGGCCCCGAGUUCACAGUGGGCGCCUGCGCCGUUCAACAAGGCCGCUCUCUCAACUGUGCAGAAGGCGAUGGAGCGGAUCACUGGCCCAGAGGAUUUGAGCGGGCUGUGUCAUGUCGGGUCGAAUAUUCACUUUCUCAAAAGUCGCCUCUGGGGAGGCCUUGCCCCCGUGCCCGCAUCGCGGUGGCAUGAAAAAGAUCUCAACAACCCGGCCCAUUUCACGAUCGCCCUCGAAUACCUGACCUCCGUCAUUGCCGUCUUCGAGUACCUAAAUAUUCCUCAGAUCCGGACUAAUAUGUGCGACACCUUCAACAAAAUAUCGGGUGACUUUGGAGAAAUGCAGGAUGCCUUGAAUGCGCGGCGCAAGGCCCAAGGCGGCCUUUCUCCCGACCUCAACCUUAGUGCUCUUUGGGAACAAUUCAUUCGCGCACGGUACAAAGUCAUGACCAGCACCGCCCAUUCCUGGGUCCUGGCCCGCGUUGCCGAAUUACGUGAACGGACAUUGGACGGCUUCAGCGCGAAUUCGGCUGAAAAUGCAGAAGCCCAAUGGACAUUCUCUCGCAGCGGUGGAGCGACCUCAUUGCCGGCAGAUUUCAAUAUUUGGAUGUCCAUGGAUGGGUACAACGGCUACAAUUUGCCCUCCGAGAUCAUCGCUGGGCUACACAAUCCUGACCUAAAGAACCAAGACAAGGACUAUGAGUUUUCCAAGCUCCUGUUUCCCCGACUCGCAAAAUGCAUCGAGGCUCAGAACGAAGCUGCGAAGGUUCAAGGUCCAAGCGCGACGCAGAGUGACGCGGCCAGCCGCGAACGCCUUUCUAUUAGCACAGUAGUACAGGACGAACUGCGUGUAAAGAUACGCGGCCAGGCGCCAUCGCCGCAGCCACCCGUACAGCCCUGGGUCCAGCAACUCCUUCGGGCGCAGGAGGCGAGCUUGAGCAUGCACCCGCAGGACAGACACAAUUAUGGCUUCGGAUUAGCAAUCUACCGCGCAGCGCUUAAGUUCUCUGAUGAGCAGUGGGAACGCCUACAGCGGGACUUGGAAGCUCACUUGUCGGCAUGGGGUGAUGACGUCCAGCGCGCUGAUGAGCUCAAACCCUUGCUCAAACUGCAUUGGUUUGACUGCAAGGAACUAGGCCUCGACACAACUAAACCCGUAACAGCAGCAAAGAGACACUACCAACAAAUCCGGUCCUCGGACGAGUGGAACCAUAAAUUAGCACCAUCUGUUUUCCUUCUUAUCGAUCACAUGAGCGCAAACUCAUAUAUCGAUGAAAAGUUCCACGCCUCCUUCACAAAUGACAAAGACUUCCUCAAAGGGGACGUUCAUGGCCAUGUCCUGGCUGUCGAUGCAGACUUCGAUGAUAGUGCCAUUGCAAACGGAAGUGCAGACGGCAUGGCCACCGAAGACCCCCAGGAUGAUGACUUGAAAUACCCGGGUUUGAUGCGCAUCUUGGGUGACCUGGUCUGGAGCGAGCUCUAUCCUAUGCUAAUGCUGCAGUCUGUGGGACUUGAGAAUCUCUGGCUGCAGGCGCGAGAACAUUCAAUGAAGGUAUAUACGGGACCGACAGUGCCGGGUCAAGUUAAGCCAUGGAAGGGGCGGAAUGCCUUGAAGACCCUUAUGAUGAAUAGCUUUGUGGAGUUUCUAAAAAGAAAGAUCCCAUCUUAG
This is a messenger RNA of Penicillium canariense, 2082 nucleotides long. RefSeq lists its product as uncharacterized. NCBI's taxonomy places the organism in Eukaryota, Fungi, Ascomycota, Eurotiomycetes, Eurotiales, Aspergillaceae. The transcript has 4 exons. The record is from RefSeq and is a predicted model, not a curated record. Bases 1 to 2082 code for a protein of 693 amino acids.